This is a messenger RNA of Centruroides sculpturatus (bark scorpion), 3175 nucleotides long. It is a transcript of the gene Cap-H2, whose product is annotated as condensin-2 complex subunit H2-like. Bases 270 to 2105 code for a protein of 611 amino acids. Gene Ontology annotation, cellular component: nucleus; condensin complex. Gene Ontology annotation, biological process: mitotic sister chromatid separation; meiotic chromosome condensation. The transcript is spliced from 15 exons. The record is from RefSeq and is a predicted model, not a curated record. Gene Ontology annotation, molecular function: chromatin binding. NCBI's taxonomy places the organism in Eukaryota, Metazoa, Arthropoda, Arachnida, Scorpiones, Buthidae.
CAUGGUCGAUCAAACAAUCGCUGAUAACGUCACUUUUCCGUUGUUUCACUGUCUUCCUGGUCAUCUUGUCUGUUCUUGUUUUCAUUCUCAAGAAUUUUUUCUUUCCUGUAGAAGUCUGGCAGAAGAGCCCUGGUGCUUUCAAUAAACCAUUCAAAACACUUCCAGAGAUUUUUCUUACCAAAAAUGUUUUGUAGUGUCAGUGGCCAAUUAUGUCCUUCUUGAAUGCAUUCCCUAUAAAAUGGAAUGCGUUGAUCUUCAUAUCGUUCACAAUGGAAUAUAAAAGAAAAGAAACAAUGAUGAAAGUAACAAGUUCUCAAAGUACAAAUGAUAUUGAUGAGAAGCUUGCAUAUUUACUUAAUCCUAUUAGAGAUCUUGCCAAGAAUUGGGAAAUAGAUAUUGCAGCCUAUUUGGAAAAGUAUUUAGCCGAGUUGGAAGGUGUUGCAAUUACUUUUAAUGAUGGAACAACAACUCUUAAUUUUGCUCAAGCUGCUUUACUUAUUCAAGGCACCACUUGUGUUUAUAGUAAAAAGGUUGAAUAUUUAUAUAACCUUGUGUUUCAAAUGCUUGAGCUUUUAAGUAAUAAAAGAAAAAGUCAACAACAAAAAAAUAAUGCUGAAAAUGAUAAAGAAGGUAGUGCAUUUGUGGAAACGGAAGAAAACCAUUUUCUAUCUCUAGAUGAUAUUAAAGAACAGAAAUAUUUAGAAAUGAAUGAAAAUGUAAAUAUUACAAAUAAAAGAAAAUCAACUCUUCAAUUAUUACCUUGUUUACCAACAUCACUAAUUCCUCUUGAAGAAGGAGAGAAGGGAAACAUUAUAUUGUAUAAUCACAAAGGUGAAAUUUUGGGUAACAAGCAUGAUUUUAGAAUUAAUAUCUGCAAUGUAGAUAAAUCUGGUACAUUAUUAUUUCACAUGUCUGAUAAUCUUGAAAUAUUUGAUGUACCUGUGCCUUCUACAAAGGAGUAUCAAAUAGAAGAGGAAUGCAAAGAUGACAAUGAUAUUUCAUUAGAUGAAGAUUGUAAUGAUGUUGAUGUACUUCCUAAUCAUACAAAUGAUGACAUUGCUGAAGAUCAUCACAAUCAGAACAAUGAUGAAGUUCAAAACCAGACUAUAAAUAAAAGUUCUAAUCCUGUUUCAAAAGAAACUCCAAAAUCUCUUAGGAGAUCUGCUAGAGUACAAAAAUUAUUAUCUGAUGCAGCUGCAAAAACAAAAAUUGAUUCAUGGAAAAAAGAAGAUCCUCAUGAGGAUAAGCAACAAUUAGUCAUUGGUAAAGGGAAAACAAUAAGAAUGUCAAAGAAGUUGCAACAAAAGAAACCUAAGAAUAAAAAGAAACAAAAAAAACCAGCCCGACUCCCUCCCGUUGCAGAAUUUUGUGCAAAAGCCUAUUUUUCACAUGUACCAAAAUUCCCAAAAAAUUAUUUAAAAGUACCAGAAGUGAUUGAAGUUGAAUAUAUUUAUUGGAAUGAAACAAAAAAUCGAGAGAAAUUUUGGAAAUUUGAACGGAAGAAGCAGAUUCCUGAGGAAAAAGAUGUUGAAAUGGAAGAUGAAAAUCAAUGGGAUGAUAAUGUUGAAGUUGAGCGUGCAGAAUCAGUCUGUGAUAAUUUUGAACCUAUGAAUGAUAUUCCAAAUCUAUUAGAUCCUGAAGCAAUAGAAAUUAUUAAAUCAGUAGAAGAAAGUGUUAAGCCUGAAAACAUUCAAGUUGUUUCUAGUUAUGAAACACUUGUACAGAAAUAUGUUGAAAAUUAUCUGUCUAGUGCUGCUCAAUAUUGCCAAAUAACCGAACUUGCACGUAGAGUUAAUGAAUGGGAAGAUAAAAUACAACCUAAAUUGCAAGAAGAGGAAAAACAUGAACCUUUUGACAUCCAUGUUUAUGGAACAAGAAUAUUAGACUUCUAUAGGGAUAAUAAUCGAAAACAAACAGUAAACUUUUCUACAGUGUGUAAGAAAAAGAAAAGAUGGGAAAUUUGCAGAUAUUUUUUGGCCACAUUACAAUUAGCCAACAAUUAUAAUGUUCACAUAACCAGUGGAGAGAAGAUGGAUACAAUGGAACUCACAUUAUUAUCUCGGAAAAGGCAUCAUGACAAUCUGAAUGAGUUUCAAACUUCAUGAAUUUCAUGACAAAUAGUGAUUGUAAUUAUUUUAAUAUUUCAUCUGUUGAUGGGCAGAUAUAUUAUGCCUCAAUCAUCUCUGUGUAUAAAGCUACCACAUAAAACAUCAUUUGUAUAAAAAUAUACAAUAUAAUCAGCCUUAAAAUUUUAAAUGUGUCAAAAAAACUACACACAUUAAUUGAAUAUUUUAAAUAUAAACUGAAAGAAUUGAAAUGACAUGCAUCUCUUCUGUCCAGUAAAUUUGAAAUUUAAGCCAUCAAUAUUUUUAGUUUAGUGGAAUCAUACACACAUAUAUAUUUUUAUAUUCUAAUAACCAAAAUUUAUUUUAUUUGUAUUUAAAUAAGAUUAAAAAAAUCUGAACAUUUGUCAGUAUUAAUAACAGAGUUAUAUUCUCUGUUUCUUGUACAGGUAAUUGUUAUUUCUCUUUUAUAGUAAGCUGUGUACAUUAUAUUAAAGGUUGUAUUUAAAAUGUUUUUGGGUAAAAUCAUAAACUUUUAUAUUCCUGGAAAUAAAGUAUUUUUAUUUAUUUAUUAAUGUAGAAUUGAAAACAUUAUUAAUAUUUUAUUAAUUUUGUUUUCUUAAUGAAAUAUUUUAUAGAAUCUAGAUUUUAUAAAUCAUAAGUAUGGACAACUGGAUGGCCAAAGUUGUUAAGAUAUCAGUUUGCUGCUCUGGGAAUCUGGGAGUUUUUCAUGGACAGACCAUCCUAGACAUGUUAGACCCUGCUUCACCAUCCAGCCACCCCUUGAUAGCCAGAUCGUCAAGCAGUUAAGAUGUCAGUCUACUUCUCUGGGAAUCCAGGAAUGAAUCUGGGUGAGUGGUAAAACCCAGGAUGGUCCUUCCUUGAUAUAUUGGGCCCCAUUCCUCACCCCAGUAACCCAUUGUGGCCUGGCCAAACCCAAGACAGGCAUGAGAAAAAAGGCCCUCUUAGUGCUCACAGGAUGGAGAGGGUAAAAAAAUAUAAAUGCAGAUAAUAUUAUGUUGUUACACUGUCAUGUAUAAAUAAAUUUACAAUUAUAAGUUAUUAAACAUUUUUAAUAGCACUUCAGAAUUGAUGUAUAGAAAUUUAUACAC